Didymodactylos carnosus is the source of this 1776-nucleotide messenger RNA. NCBI's taxonomy places the organism in Eukaryota, Metazoa, Rotifera, Eurotatoria, Philodinida, Philodinidae. The record is from the annotation of a GenBank genome assembly.
AUGAUGUCAACUAGUGUCACUGACGAUAAAUCUUAUACAACCAUAAUACCAAUUCAUCGAGUAUCAACAACAGCAAACGAUCCUUCAGAUCAACAGCAAUACUUUUUAAAUAAUAAUCAAAGUCCUAAUUAUCAACAGCAAACAAUGUAUACGGGAAGAAGUUCAUCACCGUCAAUGGCACAAACGAAUAUUCGACCAGGGUGUGUGUCAAUUCCUGUUGAAAUAGUUCGAGGAAGUGAGUCGUCAACAAGUCGUCCGUCAUCAUCAACUCGUUUGGGUUCACCAUAUCGAACCACAUUACAGAAUGACAAUUUUGUCAGUAAUUCUCCUCCUUCUUUCCAUACGGCUACAACAACAAAUAUAAAUAACAAUAACAACAAUAAUGGAUCUCGUGGAAUUCAUGCUCGUCAAAGUCCAAUAACAGGCUACGAUAGUCUAAUAAAUAAUUCAACAUUUCAACAUCCACUCAAUGAAAUUCCACGUCAAUCUUAUCGAUCAUCAUUACAUCCUCAAUAUCCAAGAAAUAGUCAAUAUACUGGAUCACAAUCAAAUACAAACGAGCCCACAAUACAAGCGUCUCGUUCAAGUGAAGAUCUUUUAAAUCAUCGUCAAUCAUCGCCCGAUCCAAUGGCGUCGAUGCGUACUGGUGGUCGUGGUAAUGGUUUUGGCUCAAUGUAUCCGCCUAGUUUUGAUAGUCAUUAUCGAUAUCCAUCAUCCGAUUUUUUACAACGAAAAUAUGAUAGUCCAUUACGACGUUCUUAUGAUGCAUUAAAUGAUUAUUCCGAUAUGAAUUUUGGAAAUUUUCCAAGUGCCUGGCCUGAUUCUUCGUUCACAAAUACUCAUCCAAUGUACACUCAACAACCACCACCACAACCAUCUUAUGUUAAUCAUGCUUAUAUUAAUCCAAACAUUGUUUACACGAAUGAACAUGGUCUACCAACAGACACAUAUUAUCCUCAGUCAUCGCAAAAAAAUGAAUACAUAAAUCCACAGCAUCAACCAAAUUUUCAAGGACAAACAAAUGGAACACCGAAUGCAACAUAUGAUCGCUCACGCUCUCCAGCAUCAAAUCGUGGAACAUCCCCUGGUGCCCAACAACGAGAACAUCAACCUCAAAACGCUACAGAUGAACAGAAACCAAUACCAAUGCCGUACAACCAUCCUGUGGCUCCGGAACAGACCGAAUCAAAAUUACCUCCCGGACCAAUACCAAUGCCUUAUAAUCAUCAGCAACAACAACAACAACAACAACAGCCCGUACCAGAUCAACAAGUCCCCUCAGCUGAUCCAGUUACUCAAGCACCGCCACCACCUCCACAACGCGAUCCAAAUCAAAUCGCAUUAGAAAAAUUAGAAAAUAUCAAAUCCAGCUUAGUACUAUUAGAUAAACGUGUCGAUGAAUUUAAUGGUACAACGCGAGAUGAACGUUCUUAUAAAGAAUUAGAUGAACACGCAUUAAAAUUAAUGCUUCAAUGUGAUGAAUUAGUUGAGGUAAGAGAUGAAAUUAAAGAAAAACGAAAAGAAAUGAUUCGAAAUGUACAACAUGUACUAACAAAACUUGAAUCGAAAAUACCUACGAACAAUAAUAAUAAGCAAACCAUGGAUACAACAUCGGUUGUUUCGGAUACAAAGCAAGAAACAUUGGGUGAAAAUAAUAAUUUAAUUGAUGAAUCAACAAAAACAUCGUUGACAUCAACUACAGAUUCUACUGUAGAACAAAAACAAGCAGAUGCAACAACAACAGUCACAGAAGAGCAACCACAAACAUCUUCGUAA